AUGACAUCGUCCAUAGAAAUGAUUCAGAAAGAGUCGCCUUCGGAAGAGUAUAUUUGGAUAUAUCAGACGCAUGCUGAUCCAUGGGAUACAACACAAAUAGCUGAGUGGACACCUUAUCCUGAUGAUAUAUCAGCAACCAUCGAAAAAGCCUACAAACGUGGCGCCGGAGAGACAUUUAUUUAUGAAAUAUAUCGUAUCGAUUUGAAAAACUUUAUACAACAGCAUAUUGAUGAUCGAAGCCGGUAA
Molecule: messenger RNA, 246 nt
Organism: Rotaria sp. Silwood2
Lineage: Eukaryota; Metazoa; Rotifera; Eurotatoria; Philodinida; Philodinidae
Source: the annotation of a GenBank genome assembly